Molecule: messenger RNA, 3852 nt
Organism: Trypanosoma cruzi
Lineage: Eukaryota; Euglenozoa; Kinetoplastea; Trypanosomatida; Trypanosomatidae
Exons: 1
Coding region: 1-3852 (1283 amino acids)
Cellular component (GO): trans-Golgi network
Source: RefSeq, a predicted model, not a curated record
AUGCAUGUCCGUCACGUUAAGUGGCUGCGCGGUACUGAUGUCUGUUGCUCUUUCGCCUGCAUAACUCCAUUCCAACUUUUUUUUUUUUGCCUCUGGGACUCCGAAGAAAAGAUGAAAGAGGCGGCUGACUCUUCUGCAUGGCAAAUGCCGUCGACGUCGUUAAGGUCCCAUCGCUGUGCGCCGAUCCUUUGGCUCCCAUUUUCGCUUUGCCUAGAGUGUGCCUUGGAAACACGAGUGCGUGAUUUGCAGAAGGGUGUCAAGAGUUUUGGUCCCUGCAGCAGUAGUACUAGUUACCCGGCCAAGGAUGGGGAGCAUUCCUUGGAUUCAUCAAGCGGCUUUGAAAGGCGUGUUUUUCAUGCGCUGUUGGAGAAUCCUUUUGUGCCUAUGCGCUCUCUCCGUGGGGUAUUUCCGGCCGCUACGGAGUACUACAAGGAGGAUGCCGUGCUUGAAAUGCUGAUCCAUGUCGCUUCCAAUGUCAGCGCAAUUGUUGCUUCACCGUGGGCAGAAAUGGAGGCCCACAAAAGUGUUGCCGCCGUGAUAGUGGUCCUCAACUGCCACGACUACGAGCCUUGUCAAGCCCUCACGGCACUGAAGUUGGUCUUUCAGCGGUACUUUAAUGGGUGUACAUGUCGCUGUAUCGUGUUGGAUCCGACGGCGGAGGCACAAGCAGCCAUGUCACAGCACGUCUUUCUUCCCGCUCACUCAUACUCGCCGGCGGAGGAUGUGGCGCGGUACCUGUUGACGGAAAUUGCCCUCUCAAUAGUGCAACAGGUAAACGCCCAAAUCGUCUCUCUUAGCGCCUCGGUGGAAAAUGUGGCACCUGCGAAAUGGCCCACCACUGAGAAUGCUGGCACGACAAAUGGAGGUGGUGAAGUUCCUACAGCCCGUGUUGUAAAUUCCCGUUUGGCGAAAAAGAGGGGAGACCUUCUUUUACGUGUGGGUGCAUUAGACGCCGCUCUACUCGCCUAUCACGACUCACUACCCGAGGCGGAUGCACUGUGGUGCUCAGCAACAUUGGAAUCCCUUGCGUCCCUACGUUACCUGCAACGAGCCCCAUUGCUCGAUUUCACAACGGCAGUGGAGGGCGUUUUCUCUUCUCUCGAAAGUGAUGCAACGGUGUGGAAUGAAGAUAUGAAUACCACUUUGAAUCAAUUGGAAAUUAUCGUGGAAAACGUGCGAAUGGAUCAGCGUAAGGCAACUUCUCUGCUGAAACACAGUUUACCAGCCACGUCACUUAACCGUAGACUGCCCAGAGAGGUGGAGGAACCUCUAUCAACCCAUAUUGAAAACUUUCGGCGGCAGGUUGCGAUAAUACGUCGCUUCUUUCAAGAAGAUAACACGGAGGAGGUAGGUAUUUGCGUUGAAGAUGCCUGUAAGAACGCACGUGGAGCGUUUAAAGAGAUCCUUCACGUGAGUUUUGUGGAGUUGCAAAUUUACCUUCAGGAAGCAUUGCAGCAGCUACGCUCUGUUCCAGGGUCGGUGUUCGGUUUGCAGGAGCGAGAGGCGACAAUCCAACUUAAGCGUGCAGAACUUUUUGCAGAAGAGGGGGAUAAACGAAAAUUCCUGGAAUCUCUAACGGUUCUGAAGGCAGCGGCAAAGAGCGCCCCGGCGUCGAUGCAGCAAUACCUGCGGUGGCGGAUCCCAUACUUGAGUUCUCUCUCUGGUUGCUGGCGAAAGGCCAUUUUUAACGUUGUUGAGGCUGCUGUCUCGGAGCAGCAGGCAAAUGCCCAUGGCGCCUCUGUUUGUUUGCUGUUGCGUGCGUGUAGAAUGGCCGGCAUCUCUCUUCCACGGAUGGAGUUUCAAGAUCCGACAACAGAAGGAUAUUUUCUAUCUCGGGAAAAAAUAGGGAAUUCCUAUGCUGUGGAUAACGAAAAGGGUGAGACAGGAACUACGGGAAAUCGGGCCCAUCGGGCCCAGGACGUGCCGCCACUGAUGCAACUUCUUUACGCCGUGACAAGGGCUGGUUUGGAUACUGGCAUGCAAAAUGUCGUGGCGUCUCUUCUUCUCUUUGAAUAUUACCCCAUCCUCCGUCGUGAGAUACAACAGAAGCUGAUGGACAUUCUGGAGCAAAGUAACACGUUGAUAGAACCUCUCACGUUGUCGCCACCUCCGUUGUUGCAAAGCAUGGAGGUACUCCCGCUACCACCCCAUUUAGCACCGAAAACCGUUCCUCUAAGUGGUGCCCAUUUCACCUUUAUUGAUACCGGACGGCUGAAAAUGACAGUUCUCACAUUGAAUGGAAAGAUUUUGCCGCCGGGACAAGUGGUGUGGUCUGUUGGAACUGUGGGUGAAGUGCAGUUGGUUUUAAAGAAUCCACUUCGACUAGAUGUGCAGUUAACAUCCAUCGCACUUCAUUGUCGUUCUGUGGAGAAGUUGGAUGAUCUCGGACGUGUUAGCGAUGAUACCGUAGGGCAUGUAUUUGGGCCUCUUGCCCCGUCAAGUUAUCUGGUGACAGGUGUGAUUCUUCCGUCGCUGUCACAACGUCAAUUGCGCCUUCAGGUACAACCGAAUAUGCGCGGUUAUCUUGUGGUGGAUGGUGUGGAGAUUCGUCUCGGGCAGCUUUCUCUCUGCUCAACCUUUCUUAUGCCGUCGCCAACCCCCACCAUUAUUCCCGUCCUGCAGCGACUUCCUGACGUUUCAUGUACGCUGGGAGUCAAUGAGGUGGAAAUUUUUGGGGGUCAGACAAUUCAUUUUCCGCUCUACCUAACGAAUGCCGGCAUGGUGACGAUAGAAAAACUUUAUCUUACAGCACAUGAUGAGUCGUGUCAGUUGGAAUCGUGCACUGGAUGCAAGGAAAGAGUGAGUACCGCAUCCCUCUACGUCAUGCUUGAAUACGAUUCCCUACCGAAGAAGGGAAAUUCGCAUUGCCUGUACCCUGGCGAUAUCCUUCCGGUGAAAGUGACGAUGGUUGCCCCAGCUGACAAUGACCAUGUAGUUUUUCAAAAGGUCGUGUUCCGCACCACUAUAGAACUACCAUAUGAUCCACCUGUUACCCCAGAAAAUGUCCCCAAUGCUGUUCCUGUUUUUGCAGUUAUCCCCCGCCGUGUUCAGGAAACAAAUCUUCGAGUCUUUCAUGUUCCCAGUGUUGCUGUCACCUCUCUUGAGCUCUCACGGGAUCGGCGUUAUGUUGAAAUUACGGUAAAAAACAAGAGCAAGUUGCAUACCAUUGAAAUUCUUUGUAGUCAGUUGUUCUUCGCCUCCAUCCCUGACGCGAUGAUUGUGGCAGGUGCGGAGUAUCUCAUUCCACCCAUAGAAAUUACAAAGAUUCCAUCGAAUAUGCGUCGGUUUCCACUUCCGUGGGCGGUGCGAGAACUUCCAGAGUGCCGCGGUGAACUGGCUCUGGACUUUUCAAUCCUUGAAAAUGUGUUGGUGAGCAUGGAGCCAUUGGAAGAUGUUGUGGUUUGCAUUAUGGUUUCCGCGGAUGAUGGGAGUGGUGUAGUAUCUUCCAAAGGCGAGUGGCGAAGUGGACCCGCCUCGACAAGUCAGUUCCCCUUCAAGCUACCAGUGAUGAAGCCUGCGACAAUACUUGUGCAUGCUAGCGCACCGUGGAAGCGGGCUGUGCCGCUUCGUGUUCGCCUCUCCAUGGAAAACCACCUGGACGCUGAAAUUCUAAGUGGUCCGGUGGAUACAACUAGCAUUGUCGGUGGCGGCACCAAAAUUACUACUGAUGUGGGCAACAGCGGCGGAACCAAUGGGGAUGAGCAGAAUGAAAAUGAUGGUGUCAGGUGUUACGAGGAGAGUAUUGAAUUUUUUCCUUUUAAGGUGGGGGAGCAUGUCUUGACCAUCACGCUUUCAGACCUUGAUGAACGUGAGAUGACGUACACGGUGAAGCUGCAGGUUGAGCACCUCUAG